CAGAAAUGAAUAAAUCUUUUAUUUUGAAAUACUGCCACGGAACUUCAGUCGCGCGAAAAAAAGUGUCGUAGCGCGCUCUUUCAGCCAAUAGCGAAUGAGGAAGUAAGCACGCGGACCGAAUCGGAAGACCGCUCCGCGCGCACGUUGAUUUGUUUAUGUUUAUAUGCCUCAUGGAGGCUGUGCUGAGACACCUGACCGACAUCCUGGAGCUGCUGGCCGUGUCUCAGACGGACCGCGUUGAUGAGUGGGACUAUAACACCGCGGUCCGGGCGUUUCAGUGGGCUGAGUACUGCGAGCAGCUGCACGCUCGCUUCCAGACCAACCCCGCGGUCCGCUCCGCGCUCGAGGCCGCUCUGAGCGACACCAACCGGCGCCUGCGGGAAACUCUGCCGUCGAGCUCAUCGGUCACGUUCUCCGAACUGGCCCAGUGUCGGCACGUGCUGCUCGUUCAUUUGCUUAGAAACCCUUGCGCGCCCGGCUCCGUCAUCCGAAUGCUUUUAGAUCCCAAAACCGAAUGCGAACCCCACUUUGACCAAAACUGCCUCAUGACGUGCAAGUCAGCGUUUAAUCUGUUGCGCCGCGCGCUGGACGGGACGGGUCACGCUGGGGUACGGGCGGAAGCGGCGGUCAGAGGCGGACUGCUGGGGAAGCUCUUGGGCUCCGUGCUGAGCCGCUCCGGUAAUGACGAGUACGCGAGAACGCUGCUGGAUUCCAUCCUUCAGGACAGCGCGGGAAACCCGGAGAGCCUCUGUGACGUCAUAGCGGCCGCGUGCCUUUGCCCCGAUGACGAAACGAGCUCCGUCACUCAGCGCUGCGUCCUCGCGUGGCUGCGGGAGCGCGAGGGGGGCCUGCGCGAAGCGUGCGGAUCUCUGUCCCCCGGGCUUUGCGCCGCCCUCUCCCUACGGUCCGGCGAGUUUAAGCGGGCAUACUGGGGCGCUUUGAAACACUGGGCGUCCUGCUUGGAGCAUGACGUCUUGGAGGGUCAGUGGGUGAUGACGUCAGACGAGCCGGUUACCUUUAAAGCGCUGACCGAAAGAUUCAAAGAAUUAUUACGUUCGGGACCAGCAUUAAAAAAGGAGACAGAAACUGAGCUCGGAAAACUCAAACGGGAAGAUGGAGACUUUAAUGUAACGGGCAUUAGUAUAUGGACUGAUUUAAUCAUUCAGAUAAAGUUGUAAAUACAUCAGAUGGUUGUUUUUUUCCAUUGAAGUGAAUUUAACCAACGAAAUUGGAAAAGAGCAUAGUGUUUCCAAAUGUUUUUAUAUUUUAACACAUUUUUUUUUUCGUAUUAAAACGCUUCCUCGGUCUCCCAGCAGACAGGGGGCGACUGCACACCAUCAGCGCUUUAUCUGAGGACCGGGUUCCUCCUGGUAUUGUAUUUAUUAAUAAUUAAAACUCUUAAACUGUUA
Puntigrus tetrazona (Sumatra barb) is the source of this 1409-nucleotide messenger RNA. It is a transcript of the gene fancf, whose product is annotated as FA complementation group F. The record is from RefSeq and is a predicted model, not a curated record. Gene Ontology annotation, cellular component: Fanconi anaemia nuclear complex. The transcript has a single exon. Bases 156 to 1178 code for a protein of 340 amino acids. NCBI's taxonomy places the organism in Eukaryota, Metazoa, Chordata, Actinopteri, Cypriniformes, Cyprinidae. Gene Ontology annotation, biological process: interstrand cross-link repair.